AUGCAGCCGCCGCGCGAAGACCUCGCACCGCCGAAGGACGACCCGUACACGCUCGAGCAGCUGAAAGCGUUCGACGGGUCCGACCCGUCCAAGCCCAUCUACGUCUCCAUCAAAGGCACGGUCUUCGACGUGACGCACAAGAAGGACGUGUACGGCCCGGGCAAGUCGUACCACAUCUUCGCGGGCAAGGACGGGAGCAGGGGCCUGGGCAUGUCGAGCCUCAACGCGGAGGACGCGGUCCCGGACUACAGCGCCCUGCCCGAGAACGAGAUGAAGGUCCUCGACGACUGGCACAGCUUCUUCUCGAAGCGGUAUAAUAUUGUCGGGAAGGUUGUGGAUCUGCCAGAGGCUGUGGCGCCCAAGUUGUAG
Messenger RNA from Gloeophyllum trabeum ATCC 11539, 369 nucleotides. RefSeq names its product cytochrome b5. Gene Ontology annotation, cellular component: endomembrane system; membrane. The record is from RefSeq and is a predicted model, not a curated record. The transcript is spliced from 3 exons. NCBI's taxonomy places the organism in Eukaryota, Fungi, Basidiomycota, Agaricomycetes, Gloeophyllales, Gloeophyllaceae. Bases 1 to 369 code for a protein of 122 amino acids.